UCCUGAGAUGUAUUGCAGUUAAAGUGAAAUUGAAAUAGUGUCCAUAGUAGCAGCCUGUGGUUAAAGUGACUGUAGAUUAUAAUAGUUUAAAACUAAGGUGCAGUGAUCCAACAAUAAAUAAGUAUUCAAUUAUUACAUGAAAUAAUCAGGUUGAGUAAUUUUCUAAGACUUAAAAAAUAUAAGUGCUUCAACUGGAGCUUCUUAACCCUCGUGUCGUCCUGCGGGUCAAAAUUGACCCGUUUUAAAGUUUGAAAAUGUGGAGAAAAAAAAAUUUUCACAGUGAAACUUCUGAUGUCCACAUUUUCAACAUUUCUGGGAAAUCUUUGAACAUUUUUUGGUGGAAUAAAAAAGAAAUUUUAAAAAUGUUUCUUAAGAACAUUCUUAAACAAAAUAUUAGAAGUUUUACUGAUAUAUGCAAUCACUUUGGAUAGUUUUAGGAUUUUUUGGAAGAUUUUUAUUCGUUUCUUGAAAAUAUUUACAAGAAUUUUCUUGCCAAAUUUGGGGGAUAAAAAAAAAAAAAACUUUAAGGGAAACUUUUAAGGAAUUAUUGGAAUUUUCUUCUUGAAGGUUUUGCAAAUUUUCAGAAAUUUGGGGAUUUUUUUUUCAGAAUUUUUGGAUUUCAUUCAGACAAGGAAACAAUAUUUUUUGGUGCCUGUAAAUGAAGACAACAGGAGGGUUAAACACGAAUAGAAUUUCCUCCUACAUUACAGAAAAUUGAAUAUCUUUGAGUUUCGAACAAAACAAGGGUUUUGAGGAUGUCAUCUUGGGCAUAAACCACCAUUUUCAGACAUUUUAAAGAAAGACAAACUAAAUAACUGGUCAAUAAAUCAAUAAAUUAAUCAAUAAAUUAAUCAGCACUUUAAAAAUCUGCAUUAGUCGCAGCACUUAUGUGAUUUUUAUUUGAUUGGUUUAGGCAGUAAAGGAAUUUUAGCACAUUUUGGUUAUUAAUAUGUCAAUAUUAGUAUUGUAUAUGGAGACACAGCACACACUAGUUUCCACAUGAUUUUGUAGUUGUGUUGAUGUCACAAAUGUAUAUUCAAAAAAAUAGAUGUAUGCUUGUUUACUUUAUCUUUUAUGUAAAUAAACUGCAGUUGGUAGGGCUGCCAGAAGGUGGCGCUAGAGGCUACAUGGCUAUAAUAAGCAGAGUAGACGAAGCUGUAAACAAAACCAGUUGUUUGUAUUUUCUGUCACUAAAAAAAAACUCAAAGAAGAAACCUCAUUCACUUUGCUAUUUAUAUUCACACUGUUAUUUAUAUUUGUAAAUAGACUGUUGCACUAUUUUUUAAGAUUUCUUGCACUGAAAAGAAGCUUUCCAAUUUUGUUAUACACUGUAUAAUGACAAUAAAGCAUAUUCUAUUCUAUUCUAUUCUAAACAAACAGAAAAAUUUAGUUGUUUUUUAAAUAAGUUUUAAUUAACCUUUUUUUUAAAAAAUGUUUUAAUCUUGUAUUUUUUGCAGUAAGUCUUUCUCCAAAAAAAAAGCUUUUGUUUUUCAAAAUCUGUUAAGUCUUUUCCCAAUUUUUUGCCAUUUUAAAAACUUUUUCUAAUGCACAUGAAGAAAUCCAGCUAAUAUGUGUUGCAUCAGUUGACAUGAUUUGUCUGCUCCAGAUGCCUAAUCAGUGACAAAAAUGCAAGCUAUUUUCUUUCUGUUUUUCUUACAAUAAUGACAAUAUACACAACAAAUAUUAACCAUUACUAUGUCGAUUUUUGGUGUUUAUAAUUGCAUUUAUUUCCGAGUAGAACACUUGAAAUUUAACCCCAAAAUGCUAAACUAUUGGGUGUUCAAAAAAAAAAAAAAAACAUGUACAAAGAAUUCUGUCAUGUCCAACACUGUUUUCUCUUCUCUGUGCAGCGUACUUUCUCUCAGGUUGUAGGUCUUCCUGGUUGUGUUUCAUUUCUGUUAUCUUUUUUUUGUUUUUAUUUUUUUACACAUUGCUGUUGUUUUUCCUUGAAGGAGGAUAGCUUUCUCUAGUGUCUCUUGUUUAACAGGGGCCAGCAAAAAACGCACCACACAAAGAAGACAACGCCAUAAUUGUUUUCUCACCCUUUUGUAUUUUUAGAUCUCCGGGCACCUUCAUAAAUGACCUUUUUCCCCCCUUAUUCUGUCCACUGUCAGGAAAUGUUACUCUAUGCAAGUGAGGACUACAUUAGAGCCACUUCUUUUAGUGAUGUGGAUUGUGACUUUUUUUAAAAAUGUGGUGCUGAUUUAGUUCACUGAUCAGUGGGAAUAUUUUGUUGGGAUUUUAUAUGUUUAAAAAAAAAAAACAUUAAAGGGUGAAAUAAAACUUGAUAAUUUCUGAUUUAAUGUUUGAUUGUAUGCUGCUUUAAUGUACAUGAAAGAGGUGUUUUAAGAUUCUGCACGACGCUCUCGAGUGCACAAUGUGUUAAUUUGAAGGUGGUAUGUAAUUUGCACAGAUUAUAGGGCCUCAGUUUGGCCUGGCAUCCCAAAAUGAAACAUUUAAAGAAACAAGUUCUGCUUUUCUUGGUACAGGGAGAUGAAUUGUGACCAGAAGCUUUUGAGUUUUGAGCAGAAACUAGGGUAGUUUGUGCAAAAUGAUCAACUGACUGCUGUUUGAUUUCUGUUCUGUAAACCCCAAAAUGCUCUAUCAGUAUUAUUCUCAUCAUCACUGUAACACUGAUUGUACUGUUUGUGAUUAUUUGUAAAGGAAUGUAUCACAAAUAGGACUUUAAAGGAAGUGGAAUCAUUCACCCCAAUGCCCUGCCCCACAGGUUUUACACUGAGGAGACACAGCCGGACGCUGCAAACCGUUUUACUGUCUGAUGGCUGCUGCUGCCGUUGAGAGCUCAGUCUCCUGUUUACUUGUAUCCCAUUUAUUCUGGGGAGUCGGAGGGCCUUUAAUGCUGGCAGGAGUGUUGUUUUGUUCCUGUAAGACAUGUGUGUUGAAGUGGUGUUUAAUAAGGAAGUUGACUCUACUUUUCUUCCCCUCCUUCAGUGAAGAGAAAGUGAAAAUCUUGUUUAACUAGUUUUUUGAAGCGUCGAGUCGUGCGUAGACCUGGAAACCUGAUAUCCCUUGUAAACAUUAGUGGUUCAUGGUGGUUUAUUGUACUGUGAAUUUGUAAAAAUGCCAUUAUUUUUCACAUUCCUGUCACUUUUACCCUUAAAAGCACCUUAUAUUGAUUAGGAUAUCCUUUUGAUUUUCUUGAUCACAGGUGGCAGUGGGUGAAAAAAUUCUAAGUGCACUGAUCAUGUAACUUGAGUGCUGUUUUUGUUUUCUGACAAAGGUCUGUGUAGUCUGUGCUUACUUUGAUGCAGCGUCCGCAUUUAGUUGGUAACCAUGCUAUUUUCGGUGGCUCAGUGGUCUGUUAAAAGUGUGGUUGUUCCGCCCAGCAGGAGUCUUGCCUCAGACUGGCCUAAAAUGGGCAGAAAUGGUGCUGAACAAAAGCUGCUUGUCGCUCGUACAAAAGUACUUGAAGCGUUGCAGCCGGGACCAAGCUGCAUUGCUAUUGCCUGUGCCUCUCAACAGGAAAGAGAGACAACAUGUUCCCGAAGGGCACCAAGCGCAAGUUCUCAGACUCCGGGGAGGAGCCGGUCUCCGGUGGCGACCAGGGCCCUGCAGCUCCGUCUGUGGCAGCUCGGACGCUGUCGUCCUCUUACAGUCUGCAGCGGCAGUCGCUGCUUGACAUGUCGCUGAUCAAGCUGCAGCUCUGCCACAUGCUGGUGGAGCCCAACCUGUGCCGUUCGGUGCUCAUCGCCAACACGGUGCGGCAGAUCCAGGAGGAGAUGACCCAGGACGGCACCUGGCAGAUCAUGACCCAGGCCCUGGCGGCCGCCCAGUGUCCGGCCGACCGCCUGGUGGCCACCGAGGUGCUGUGCAGGCAGACUGAUGCGGCGGCUCAGGCCGGCCAGAGCCCCAAGCCCUUCUCGGUGGUGGGCCUGGAGGAAGGCUACCACUCGGAGGAGGUGGUGAUGGAUGGAGACGUGGAGACGGAGGUCACCAUGUCCACUUUGUCCCCCGUCUCCCCCCAGAUGUCCUCGGCUUCCUACCUGGCGGGGCCAUUCGGCAUGGGGCCCUGCUGGGAGGAGGAGGAGGAGGACGGCGAGUGCGAGGAGGACGAAGAGGAGGACAGCGAGGAGUGUGUGUCGGAGGGCGAGGAGGCCGAGCGGGACCACCUAAGCGCAGACUCCAGGACAGGGGAGCAGGUUUUUGGGACUUUUGAGAUCAAGCACCCAGCGCCACCCCCUGACCCGGCACUGGAGGAACUGUUUUCAGACGUGGACCCGUCCUACUACGACCUCGACACGGUGCUGACGGGCAUGCAGAGCACCCCCAAAAUGGGGCCUUACGACCUGCUGGAGAGCCUGUCCUCCCACGGGCCGACGGCUCUGAGCUCCAGCUCGAGCUGCAGGUCGGACCUGAACGAACUGGACCACAUCAUGGAGAUCAUAGUGGGAUCCUGAAACUCCGAACAUUCCUCUGGCCUGUACUGAUCCCACGGACUCUUUCCAGACUAUGCACAGCUACACGUGUGCAUGUUCUGUAUGUGGUGUUGUUACGCACGGAGAUUGCUGCGGGUUUUUGGAACAAGUUGGGAAAUUAACGGCGAGCCAAGUAGAGCGCGGGGGUCGGCUGCUAGAGUCCGCCUCCUCUAACGGCAAGUUGGCAGCUGCAGUCGGGACCUUUAGUGUUUUAUUCAAAAGUGUCAUUGGCAGUUAAAGAUUGUGAGAUUAAUGAAUUGGGGAGGGGGGGGCGUGUACCAGCAGCGCGGUUAGUUUCCCACUUUGUUGCUGAACUCCAAAACUCGACAAGAUCUGUGAGAAGGCAAAGAUAAUUACCUUAUACAUGAUGCAUUCUUAUUUACGUACUUUCCAUGUUUACGUCUGUCAUACAUUCUGUCUUACUAGCUCCUUCUGGUCAUUCUGUCCAUUUCUAUUUAUUGUUAUAUGGACCGAGGAACAAUUCAUCACACUACACGCAUCGGAAAACCAGAACAAAUUGUAAAUCCAAAUCUAUGAAUCAAUGCAUAUUUUCCUAGAGAUAUGAGCAAUUAUGAAUGGAAUAUAUGUAUAUGUACGUAUGUGUAUAUAGAAAUAUAUUUUUUGCAUUAUACAGCUGGGGGAUUUUUUGCAAGCAUCAUUUGAUAUUAUUAUUUUUCUUCCCUCCCAAGCGGUUUUUAAGAUUAUAAUGUAGCCAGACUCGAGACAGUGUCUUCCCAUGGUUUGGUAUAACAAGUCGACUGUAACAGGUGACCGGCAUCGUCACUCUCUCUAGGCGCUGUUCCUUUUCAUUUCCUUAAAAGCUUUACGUGGGGCGGGGAAGUGACUGUCGGCCACCAACCGGAUCGUGGUGGAAUAAAUACGUCAUUUCCCCGCUCUGCUUUCAGUACAGAUCCAAUAACAACAAUAAUAAUAAUAAGCAUCAGCAGCUUUUUAUUUUUUUUCCCCUGAAGCAUUUGGAGAAACCCCGGGGUGAUAACUGCAUCAACAAGAAGCCAUAUUUCUUUCUCACGUUUGUCACCGCAAACGUGGAACUCUGUGUGUUAACCCAUCUAAUUUAUUGUUUUAUUUAUUGUAUUUAUUGUAUCUAGGUACAGACAUGCCAUAUUGACUUAUCAAUUCAACCAUGAUGCCCGGUGAAAUUAUAUUUAUCCAAAUUUUGCCCUCUGUUUUGAAUGCAGUACCUAUUUAUUCCUCUUUUUUUUAAAUUAUUAUUAGUAAUAAUAACAACAACCGGGUUACUAUUCAAAUUUACUAUGCAGCUCUGUUAUACGUGUUUCAAAAUGACUGUAUACAGCUCAAAAGUCCUUUAAUUCCUUUUAUGCAAACAGUUGCCUUUUCUCCUGAAUAUGUGGAAAAAUCAAAUGCAUUUUUCAAAAACAAAAAAAAAUAGUCGCAUAUCGUCAUGAUGAAGAGAUUAACUCAGGCAAACAAGAUGUAUUGACUAAAAUACAGUAUUACGACACGCUUAAUACCUUACCACAACACUCCUGAAGGAUGUCACUCUGGUCUGAAUGGGAGCUAGAACUUCAAAGACUAAUUAUCGUUGUAAAAUGUAUGCAUUUUUUUAUAUUAAAAACAAAAAACAUUGUAGCAUCUUUGUAAAUAUUUUUUAUAAUAAAAGGUGCAACUAUUGA
Messenger RNA from Amphiprion ocellaris (clown anemonefish), 6091 nucleotides. It is a transcript of the gene cdca4, whose product is annotated as cell division cycle associated 4. The coding region runs from base 3498 to 4418 and encodes 306 amino acids. Gene Ontology annotation, cellular component: nucleus. The record is from RefSeq and is a predicted model, not a curated record. Gene Ontology annotation, molecular function: transcription regulator activity. The transcript has 2 exons. Lineage: Eukaryota; Metazoa; Chordata; Actinopteri; Pomacentridae.